Molecule: messenger RNA, 756 nt
Organism: Medioppia subpectinata
Lineage: Eukaryota; Metazoa; Arthropoda; Arachnida; Sarcoptiformes; Oppiidae
Source: the annotation of a GenBank genome assembly
AUGACUACAAAGUCCGAGGGUUUCGCCAAAGCCAAUGACGAAAAGUAUGUGAAAUUUACUAAAAACCAUUUGGUGCGGACGUACCCGAAGGGCACCCGAACCGCCUCCAGUAACUAUAACCCUAUCCCCCAUUGGAUUAUGGGCUCACAAUUGGUGGCACUUAACUAUCAGACGCCCGACAAACCAAUGCUCCUCAACGAAGCCCUGUUCGCAAUGAAUGGCAAAUGCGGUUACGUUUUGAAAUCAGAUUAUCUCAGGAAAGGCCAAUUGAACGAUACGAAUGACCGCAGUUUGACCACAAAUGCCGGCAAAAUAAAAAGUUUAUCCAUAAAACUUUUAAGCGGUCAACACAUUCCCAAACCGGGCAAUUCACAGGACGGGGAGGUUGUGGACCCGUAUGUGAAGUUUCGUGUGUACGGACACCCGUUGGACAACAAUUGGAAGUCCACAACAGCUCCCGUCAAAAAUAAUGGUUUUAAUCCUGUGUGGAAUGAGUCGCCCAUUGAGUUCAUAAUAAGAUGCCCUGAAAUGGCGUUCAUAUACAUCGCGGUUAAAGAUCACUCGGCGACCGGAAAGGAUGUACUUCUCGGCCAAUAUAUGCUCGCAUUCCCGGCUAUUAUGGAAGGCUAUCGUACCAUAUAUUUGGUGGACAGCGAUCAUCAGUCCUUAAGUCCGGCCUCUCUUUUAGUGCACAUCGCUAUCAAAGAUGCGGCGAAUGAAUCGAUUCCUGAAUAGAUAUCAUCUAAAUAUAAGAUA